CUUUUAAUUUAACUAUUAUUCUUGUUAUUAACUUAAUUCCGUUGCAUUUUACGGCUUAUAUAAAAGCAGGACUUGCAAGACCAAGACCAAGAUCAAAACCAAGACUUGCUCUUUUAAUCAAGAGAAAGUCUUGGUCUUGCUUUGCUCAUCACUAAUUAGUUUGAACAUUUUAGAAAGUUUUUCAUAAUUUAACAAGAAGCAAAUAUGUAAGUGUAGUGUUUGUGUUGUUACACGUUAUCAAUCGUGAAAGGCAUUAAACAAUCCCUGUUUAUGCAAUAAACUUCAUGAUAUAUAAUGGCGUACGCAGGACUUCAUUUUCUCCUUGUUUAAGUAACUUUCCAAAGGGAAAACUAAUAAAAACGUAUAUACUAGUCAUAAACGCUAUGCGUAUGUAAACAACCCGUCCAUAAACAAAACAAAAUUGAAAAUUUUGGGUUAGUUUGUGUUAGUGUCGUUGAAUCCAAAUGAUGGAUCCAUGACAGGCGUUACUGCGAUGAGCCAGUCGUAAAUGUAGUUCAUCUCUCGUCUUUAUCUAUGGUUCAUAUCUUGACAAGGAAAGAAAGUCAAUAUAUCUAAUCUGCCCCACAGACUACUCACUAUUCUCUAUUCUGCGAUCUGUGGUUAGUGGAUUUGAAAACAAGGGGAAAUUCGAUUAAAUAUUAUCUAUCUGGAGUCAUAGAUAAAGACAGUCUGGAGUUAUUGUUGAUUAGUGCAUAGCCUACGUGUGAUCUUUCCAUAGCGAAUAUUUCUAAUGUGAAAACGAUCACAAGACCAAAACAUGACUUGCGAAAACUUGUUGGAAAAACUGAACGGACUUCACAGGGCUGAGGUGCUCCCCCUUGUGGGAUUGCUGGUGGAACUGGCUGACCGCAUUUUGGAGCGGCCUGAUAAUGCUUCGCUAAGGAAAGUGGAAUCCAACCAGGGCACUGGUCGAACCCUUCUGCAGAGCGAGGCAGGGUUGUUCGCUUUGGAAGCAAUGGGUUUUGAGAAGGUGGGAGUUGGACAAUUCCUAAGGCAAGAUGCCGACCUGACCAAGCUAUCCAGGGUCAAGGAGAUCCUUGCGAAAUUUCAGAAAUCUGAAAGUAACCAGGAGAAUCCCUUUAGAUUGCUAUUAGAGCCCUGCGCGGAAAUAGAUCAACAGUGCAAUCCCCCAAUUAGACCCAUUGUGUUGCCCCCUGUAACAUUUCUGUUCCAGCAUCACACACAGCAUUUCUUCGCUAGAAUAGAGCGCAUCUUCCAUCAGUGUCUCAGAUACGAGUCUCCCGAGUUGCUUGCAAGGGCCAGGCAACUGGUUCCCGUUAUCGAAUUGGAACUGGCCGCCCAGAGCCGGUUCAGAGUUCUACAAAAACAAAGCAAGCUAAACCAGGUGGAACUGCCAGUUUCCAUCCAAGAGAUGUUGAUUUUGGAGCUGUUGCGCUGGUUUAAAGAAGACUUUUUCACGUGGGUGGACAGUCCGCUUUGCGAGAAUUGCCAGGGCGAGUCAACAUUUUCCCACAUGGCCACUGAUCCUAAUCUGAAUGCUUACACCAAGAGAGUGGAAAUGCACCGAUGCUCCCAGUGCCACCAUCUCUCGCCUUUUCCACGUUACGAAGACCUGAAUAUUUUGCUGGAAACGCGUAGAGGCCGAUGUGGGGAAUGGGCUAAUGUGUUCACACUGUUCUGCUAUUGCAUGGGUUGGGACGCCCGCAUAGUCUUUGACGAAACUGAUCACGUUUGGACUGAGGUUUAUUCCAUUGGGCAAAAACGAUGGCUGCACUGUGAUGCCUGCGAGAAUAUUUGUGACCAACCUGAGAUUUAUGAGUGCGGCUGGAACAAGAAGGUGUCCUAUGUGCUGGCCUACUCAGUGGACGAGGUACAGGAUGUGACUUGGAGAUACUCGUGCCAACACAAGGAGGCGAUGACUCGUAGGAAGUAUUGCUCAGAGGAGGCGCUCAUUCAAGUGCUGAUGGACUUGAGUAGACGGCGACAAGAGUGCCGCAGCGCGCACCGUCGACGCUAUCUGAUCAAGAGACUGGCGCUAGAAUUGGCCGAUAUGCUCACUGAAAGGAAGCCUGGAGAUUCACAAGGGCAGGGGCGCCAGUCCGGCGGCAUCGCUUGGCGCUUAGCCCGCGGCGAGAUAGAGGGGAACUUUUCUUGGAACAUUGAUCCGAUUGUAUUUAAGAACAAUGUGGCUGUUUUGAAAUACUGCGCUGCAGAGGAUGAGUACCGAUUGUUCAAUGGGCCAACGCUGGAGCGCACGGUAAAGGUUUGGGCGAAGGGCUGUUACCACAUUGAGCACGUGUUUAGAAAAGAAGAGAAGGACUGGAAAAUGGUCUAUCUAGCUCGAACCGAGAAUGCCCCAAAUGGACGCGUCUCCUGGUUGUUCACUUUUCCGCCAAAGUCGCCGAAGCAAUUAGCCACAGUAACUGUUUUAAUAAACGGCGCCCUCUACGAAACUGGCAACAUCCAAGUCCUGCUGAGUUCUGACGACUUGACUGAAAACAUCCCCAUUGGGGCCAAGGGCCACUUAACUGAGCGAUUUCGUGGGAGAAACGAGCUGAAGCUCGAGGCGACUCUUUCCGGAGGUAAAGGCGACGCGGCCUGGCAGCAUGCUCAGCUAUUCAGACAAGCGCUGAGUUCCUGCGAAAGUCCUUUCAUCAUUACUUUCACUUUUUAUUGAGCAGCAAGGAGUUUUGGUAUAGUAUUUUACUGUGUAUAUAUACGUAACUGUAUAAAGGUUUAUGGAACUUUUAA
Molecule: messenger RNA, 2733 nt
Organism: Dendroctonus ponderosae (mountain pine beetle)
Lineage: Eukaryota; Metazoa; Arthropoda; Insecta; Coleoptera; Curculionidae
Product: peptide-N(4)-(N-acetyl-beta-glucosaminyl)asparagine amidase
Exons: 9
Coding region: 779-2659 (626 amino acids)
Biological process (GO): protein deglycosylation; protein quality control for misfolded or incompletely synthesized proteins; glycoprotein catabolic process
Cellular component (GO): cytoplasm; nucleus; cytosol
Molecular function (GO): peptide-N4-(N-acetyl-beta-glucosaminyl)asparagine amidase activity
Source: RefSeq, a predicted model, not a curated record